GAAAUGCGUUGUGGUUGUUAUUGAUAUUACAUGUUAUGUUUGUUUGCUUUGUCGUACCUACCUAGUGUUAAAAUAAAACAAUAUGAAAUCGCUCAAAGAAUUAAAAGAUGUUAUUAAGUCCAACGACAAUUUUAAGAAUUUCUUCAACGCGUCACUUGUUCCGGAAAAUUGUAAAAGUCAACCAUGUAUGCUUGGUGUGGAUGAAGCCGGACGUGGUCCAGUUCUAGGUCCUAUGGUGUACGGAGUUGCAUAUUGCCCAGUUGAUAAAAAAAGUGUAUUAGUGGAUCUUGGCUGUGCUGAUUCUAAAGCACUUACUGAAGAAAAAAGAGAUGACAUAUUAACAAAAAUGCUAACAGAAAGUGAUUCGUUGCAAAAUGUUGGGUGGACAUCAGAAGUGAUAUCUCCAAAUUACAUAUCUAAUUCAAUGUACAAACGAGCAAAGCAUUCUCUGAAUGAGGUAUCUAUGAAUUCCGCCAUAGAUUUAAUAAAACAAGUAUGUGCAUCUGGAGCAAAUAUAACUGAAGUGUAUGUAGAUACAGUUGGUCCACCUGAGAAGUACCAAGCUAAACUUGCUUUAAUAUUUCCUGACAAAAAGAUUACCGUAGCAAAGAAAGCCGAUUCAAUAUACCCCAUAGUAUCUGCUGCCAGUAUUGUAGCCAAAGUGACAAGAGAUCAUGCUCUAAAGGUGUGGACAUUUCUAGAAGGCCUAGAAAUGGAUUGUAGUGAAUUCGGGAGUGGAUAUCCUGGAGAUCCUUUGACUAAGAAGUUUAUUCGAGAGCAAAUUGACCGUGUGUUUGGCUAUCCGUUGCUGGUCAGGUUCAGUUGGUCCACUGCCGAGCUCAUGCUGCAAGAAAAAGCUGCCAUCUGUACCUUCGAGGAAGUAGAUGAUGAAGGUACCACAAAGAAACCCACUAAAUCAAUCAGCUCAUUCUUCUCAACUAGUAGUAACGAACGGAAACGAAAGAAACAUAAAUUUUUUGAAGAAAGAUAUUUGACUUUAGGCAACGCUUUUGAAUGAGUGAAGUUAUAUUAAGAAUAAUUCAUAGUAUUUUUAAGGAUAAUUUUAUGAAAUAUACAUUGAUCAUAAUCAUA
Messenger RNA from Amyelois transitella, 1092 nucleotides. RefSeq names its product ribonuclease H2 subunit A. NCBI's taxonomy places the organism in Eukaryota, Metazoa, Arthropoda, Insecta, Lepidoptera, Pyralidae. Gene Ontology annotation, cellular component: ribonuclease H2 complex. The record is from RefSeq and is a predicted model, not a curated record. The transcript has 5 exons. Gene Ontology annotation, molecular function: RNA-DNA hybrid ribonuclease activity; RNA binding. Bases 83 to 1018 code for a protein of 311 amino acids. Gene Ontology annotation, biological process: DNA replication, removal of RNA primer; mismatch repair.